Branchiostoma floridae (Florida lancelet) is the source of this 1344-nucleotide messenger RNA. RefSeq names its product cell wall protein DAN4-like. Lineage: Eukaryota; Metazoa; Chordata; Leptocardii; Amphioxiformes; Branchiostomatidae. The transcript has 3 exons. The record is from RefSeq and is a predicted model, not a curated record. Bases 1 to 1344 code for a protein of 447 amino acids.
AUGGCAUCCAACCAGUCCGACGGGCCAAACACGAUAACUCUUACGGCUAAGAGGCGAGGUCGUCCCGUAGUGGCCGUGGCGUGCCCCGCUGCCACGGCUAGAACCUCAGAGUCACCGACCUCGAUUGAAACUACAGCGUUUCUCUCCACGGUAGUCCCCUCUACGGAGAUAACAACAACUGUGGAAACUACACCGGCUCAAAGCACGGUAAGAACAACACCGACACCAACAACUGUGAAAACUACACUUGCUCAAACUUCGACAGAAAGCACGCUGGUCCCUAGCACAGAAGAAACAACAAAUAUUCCAUCAACAGUGCUAGAAACUACGCCAUCACAAUCCACCGUAUUAACUACUCAGCCUACAACAACGGUGACAACUACAGCUUCUAAAUCAACAGAAAGAACUACAUCUCCUACAACCACUGAGUCAACUGCACGCGCUUUCACAUCAACAGAAAAUACUCUCACCCCUACCACAGAAGAAACUACAAGCUUUCCAUCAACAGUGCUAGAAACUACAGAGUCCCAAUCCACAGAAGUAACUACUCCGCCUACAACCGAAGUGACAACUACAGCUACAGAAAGAACUACAGCGGCUACAACCACUGUAAAGACUACACUCGCUCAAACAUCAGAAGCAAGUACACUAACAGGAACUACAGAAGAAUACACAGAGCCCUCAACAACGAUACAACCGACACAGUCUUCGACUACAGAAGAAACCACAGAGAUUCCAUCAACAGUAAUAGAAACUACCGAGGUCCGAUCCACAGUAGUAACAACUCAGCCCACAACCACGGUGACAACUACAGCUUCUAAAUCAUCAGAAAGAACUACAGAAGCCGCAACCACUGUUAGAACUACACGUGCUAGAACAUCGGAAGGAAGUACAGAAACUAUAGCUACAGAAGAAUAUACACAGCCCACAACAACGGUAAAACCAACAUCAGUCUACAACCACCGAGGAGCCCACAAAAAUAGACACUACGCUGUCUACAGUCAGAGCAAAAACUACUCAUCCUCUAACAACAGUAGACACUACGCAGUCUACAACCAGAGCAGGAACUACUCAUCCUCUAACAACAGUAGGCACUACGCAGUCUACAACCAACCCAGAAACUACUCAUCCCCUAACAACGAUAGACACUACGCUGUCUACAACCAAAGCAGAAACUACUCAUCCUCUAACAACGGUAGACACUACACAGUCUACAUCCAGAACAGAAACUACACAUCCUUUAACAACAUUAGACACUACGCAGUCUACCACCAGAGCAGAAACUACUGGUCCUCUAACAACGGUAGACACUACACUGUCUACAACCAAAGCAGAAACUACUAA